Messenger RNA from Volvox carteri f. nagariensis, 507 nucleotides. RefSeq lists its product as uncharacterized. The record is from RefSeq and is a predicted model, not a curated record. The transcript has 7 exons. Gene Ontology annotation, molecular function: calcium ion binding. Lineage: Eukaryota; Viridiplantae; Chlorophyta; Chlorophyceae; Chlamydomonadales; Volvocaceae. The coding region runs from base 1 to 507 and encodes 168 amino acids.
AUGUAUUGUCGUACAAAGGAAGAUGCCAAAUCGGGGACCAGUCAAACCCUACGCCCCUCCGGCGAUUCCUUCGUGGGACCUCUUUCACUGCAGGUCUUCGAUCUCAUGGACAAGGACAAAGGAGGUACCUUGAGCAUCGAGGAGGUAAAAACCCUUAUGGACAUGUUGGGUAUGAAGGUGAAGCAGGAGGACCUGGAGCAGAUGAUUGCGGAAAUUGACCGUUCGGGUGACGGCCACAUCGACUUCCAGGAGUUUCUGCAAGUGAUGGCCAAGCCGCAGGAUCUGCCGUACAAGAAGUCUGACGUCAUGCGCGCAUUCCGGCUAUUUGCGGACCGAGACGCGCCUCCGGGCUGCAUCUCCCCGGAGGCGUUGGAGCGCGCGCUGAUCCAAUAUUGCAAUGGCAAAAUGCCGGAGGAGGAGGUCAUGCGGCUGGUCAACUCAUUGGAAGUCAACCCGGAAGGCUACAUUGAUUACGCGCGGAAGGUCAACCUCUUCCUGAACAAAUAG